UGACGUUCUGUGCAACGUUACCACGGUGAUGCAGAGACGCUGAUCUUUAAAUCCUCUUAUUCGCAAGCUACAGUAGCGACAGUCAGCAGUUGAAAUCUCGGUUACAGACCUGCAUUCGUUAGCUUUGUGUACAGCGUGUUUAAGGGCCGAACAUGGCAGGAGUGUUGGAUGCACUCUGGGAGGACAGAGAUGUUCGCUUCGACAUCACACCACAACAGAUGAAAACCAGGCCUGGUGAGGUACUCAUCGACUGCCUGGAUUCAAUCGAAGACACUAAAGGAAAUAACGGCGAUAGAGGAAGACUCCUGGUGACCAAUUUAAGAAUCAUCUGGCAUUCUGUUGCCUUGCCUAGGGUUAACUUGUCUGUGGGAUACAAUUCUGUCAUAAACAUCACUACAAGAACAGCAAAUUCAAAACUGAGGGGGCAGACUGAAGCUCUUUACAUCUUGACUAAAUCAAAUAACACAAGAUUUGAGUUUAUCUUCACUAAUGUCAUUCCUGGAAGUCCAAGACUCUUCACUUCUGUCAUUGCUGUACACAGAGCUUAUGAGACCUCUAAAAUGUACCGGGAUCUCAAAUUAAGAGCAGCUUUGAUACAGAAUAAGCAGCUGAGAUUACUACCACGUGAACAAGUGUAUGAUAAAAUCAAUGGAGUUUGGAAUUUAUCCAGCGAUCAGGGUAACCUGGGCACUUUCUUCAUUACUAAUGUGAGGAUAGUGUGGCACGCAAACAUGAACGAAAGUUUCAAUGUCAGCAUUCCUUACUUGCAAAUACGCUCAAUAAGGAUUAGAGACUCUAAGUUUGGACUUGCGCUCGUGAUCGAGAGCUCUCAGCAGACAGGUGGAUAUGUACUGGGUUUUAAGAUCGAUCCACUGGACAAACUACAGGAUGCAGUGAAGGAAAUGAAUUCUCUUCACAAAGUCUAUUCUGCAAACCCAAUCUUUGGUGUGGAAUAUGAGAUGGAGGAAAAGCCACAGCCGCUGGAGGAGCUAACAGUAGAGCAGCUUCCUGAUGAUGUAGAGAUCGAACCAGAUGAACAGACUGAUGCUUUUACAGCAUACUUUGCUGAUGGCAACAAGCAACAAGAUAGAGAGCCGGUGUUCUCCGAGGAGCUUGGUUUAGCGGUGGAGAAAUUAAAAGAUGGCUUCACGCUGCAAGGACUUUGGGAGGUCAUGGGUUGAAUAGAUGAAAUUGUACUAACUGGAUCAGUGUAAAUUGUUAACCAUGAGUGCAUUCAAAGGCUGAAAGGAAAAGUUUUAUGGUUUAAAUUCUUAUUGUUCAUUUACAGUAAUUUGUAUCUAGGUGUUUUUAUUUAUUUCCAGACUUAAUUUAUAUAUUUUGUAUAUAAUAUGAAAAUAUAUAGUAUAUUAUCAGUUUAUGGUAGAAAUAAAUGGGUGAGAUAUUUGUAUGCUGUCACAUUUUGUCAAAAAGAAGUGAUAUUUCUGCUACUAGGGUGUAAUAAACAGA
Tachysurus vachellii is the source of this 1467-nucleotide messenger RNA. It is a transcript of the gene bbs5, whose product is annotated as Bardet-Biedl syndrome 5. The transcript is spliced from 12 exons. The record is from RefSeq and is a predicted model, not a curated record. Gene Ontology annotation, molecular function: phosphatidylinositol-3-phosphate binding. Gene Ontology annotation, cellular component: ciliary basal body; BBSome. Lineage: Eukaryota; Metazoa; Chordata; Actinopteri; Siluriformes; Bagridae. The coding region runs from base 153 to 1181 and encodes 342 amino acids. Gene Ontology annotation, biological process: intracellular transport; cilium assembly.